Messenger RNA from Tricharina praecox, 1776 nucleotides. RefSeq names its product histidine phosphatase superfamily. The coding region runs from base 106 to 1473 and encodes 455 amino acids. Gene Ontology annotation, molecular function: phosphatase activity. The transcript has a single exon. NCBI's taxonomy places the organism in Eukaryota, Fungi, Ascomycota, Pezizomycetes, Pezizales, Pyronemataceae. The record is from RefSeq and is a predicted model, not a curated record. Gene Ontology annotation, biological process: dephosphorylation.
UUCGGUAGUGAUCAACAAUAUGCGAGAAGCAUAAAAGGCAUAAAUACCCCACGUUCGACGUCCUUUGCGCCUAAAGUUUUCAGUCCGGCGUUUUAUAUCUUCACUAUGCUUCGAUCAAUCGCAGUCCUCCUCCUGGCCGCCGAAUUGGCCGCAGCCCAUGCAGACACAGUCAAAGGCGCCGUGAUAUUCUCUCGUCACGGAGACCGAACAUGGAAGGGAGCACCACCCACAACGCUCACCGCCGUCGGCCAGCAGCAGCUCUACAACUCCAGUACAUACUGGCGGUCUCGCUGGCUCGAUUCGGUCUCCGGGUACCAGAUUGUAAACCUCAGUGAGGAUGUUUACAACUCCGCCCAGUUCUCGGCCGCUACACCUGAUCAGCCCCUCCUCGUCACGUCUGGUCAGGUUUUCCUCCAGGGAUUGUACCCUCCGCUCAAUGAGACAUCUGAGCAUCCGCUGUCAGGAUAUCAAUAUGUCCCUCUCGCCACGAUACCUUCGGACUCUCCGGCGAGCAUCUGGCUUAAGGGUGACGACGGAUGUCCUGCGUACGAUGAUCUUGCCGACAGAUGGAACUCAACGGCCGAGUUUAAAGCCCUUGAAGCGUCAACGAAGGACUUCUACCUUUCCUUCUACGACAACAUCUUCGCUGGUGUCCUUCCCAAGAGCAAGCUGUCCUACAGCAAUGCCUACAAUAUCUUCGAUUACGUCAACGUCGGGAUGGUACACAACAAGACCAUAUCAAACUCGAUAUCCCAAGAAGAGCUCUUCCAGCUGCGAACCCUCGCCGACUCCGCCGAAUGGGCCAAAGCCGGCGCCAUUUCCUCCGCCAACGACCCCCUCGCCGUCUCCGGCCUCACUUUCUCCAGCAAGGUGCUACAGCAAUUGCAGGCGAUUGUCGACUCCAAGGGCACCAAGAACCUCCUCAACGUCAACAUCGGCUCAUACGACACCAUGCUAUCCUUCUUCGCCCUCGCUGGCCUCCCCUCCGUCAACGCGAACUUCUACGGACUGCCCGACUACGCCUCCACCCUCGCCUUCGAGCUAUACUCGCACACCGACGCCUUCCCGGGGGAUCUAAGCGAGCUCAAGGUCCGCUUCCUCUUCCGCAACGGCACUGAUGCUCCUGCAGAGAGCUUCCGCCUCUUUGACAGCAGCACCGCUGCCCUGUCGUGGGCCGACUUCAAAGCGGGAAUGGAGAAGAUCUCGCUCAAGAGUGUUGAGGAGUGGUGUGCAUUCUGUAGUUCUACCGAGGACUACUGUCUGCCAUACAAACAAGAGACGAGGGCUGUGACGAAGGAGGUCGCUGGUGUUAUUGGUGCGGUCGUCACCCUGGGUGUGCUUAUCGUUGCGGCGGUUGUGGCCGCCGUGGCGGGUGUUAGAAUCUCCAGGAGGACGAAGCUGGGGUCCGUGGCGGUUAUUGCUGGUGGAAAGCAGUUUGAUGAGGCCAGCUCUUAUGCUGGGUCGAAGUUGUAAAAUGGAUGAUGUUUCACGGGUAAAAUGACUUAUGGUUUGGGCAGGUUUAUGAUUUCAGGGUGUACGGAAGAAGAGGAAUGAAGAGGGUAUCCGAAGAUGAUAAUUUAUGACCGAGUUCUACCAAACAUUGGAUAUAUUCUCCGGCUAAUCAGCCUUGACCUUUGGAUACAAAUAUGCUAUAAUGAAAUCCAUCCGCAACUCCACACCAAAAGGAAAAGCAUUCGGUAAGGCGAGUGAUAUUGCAUGAGUAUCCUACCAACGCACUACAAAAAAAUACAACUGGCCUACCGCCACAAGAGGGUG